CCAAAAGGAGCAGAACCACACGCAUUCCUGCUCCCAAUCUCACAGUCAAUCCAAGACAGAAGGAAAGGGGGAAGGGGAAGGAGGUAAAAAGAGUGUGGGAGAGGGGAGGAGAAGAGGGGGGAGAUCGCUGAAUGGACACAGCCCCCCAUCCCAAGCUGUUUCAGUUCCCGUCCACUCACGUGGUAGUCAGUAUAUUGUGGAGUUGGAGACAGAAUGUGGACGGCGAUGCAGGAAACAUGAGAUUUUAGAAAGGACGCGUGUCAUUGGGUCACAGGAUCGCCCCCUGGGAAGAUUUUGGAAGUCAUGGUAGUAGGAGCUGAUCUGUAUGCAGAGUGAAAUCUAUCAUGACUGGGAUGUCAUUGGCACACCGCAGAUACUGAGCCAUGGGUAACACAGAAAGUCAUAGCAGCGGCCAUGGUUAUUAUGGAGACGGCCGGCGCCAGCUCUCCCGUAAGCACAUGUCCCGCUCGCUCCGCCUGUCCAGCAAGCAGACGUACUGUUCCCGCCGUACGCCGUCUGGAAAACCGGAGCAUCGCAACUCCGAGACCAGCACGCGCUCCAGCAGCACUCCCAGCAUCCCGCAGUCACUGGCCGACCACGGCCUGGAGCCCUUCAACGACUCGGACAUGCUGCCCAACUUCAGCAGCCCCAUAUGGGUGGACCGCGUGGCCAUGAAUCUCAGACCCAUGUCCUUCCACAACCAUCCGGCCCAUUCGCCCGCCGCGACCCACACCACCAAACAGGCUAUGCAGGACGACGGCGAACCAGCAGAGGACACGACCCACGUCCAGCGCACACAGGACAGCUCCCAAGAGGCAUCCAGCUUUAAAAAGAAACGCUCUAAGUCUGCGGACAUGUGGAGGGAGGACUCGCUGGAGGUGUCCUUAUCCGACCUGAGCCAGGAUCACCUGACCAGCACGGAGGAGCUCGGAGACACGCCGGACACCUGCGAAGCCAGUUUGCAGUCGUCCGCUCAGGAGCUGCUGGACUCAAACCGUGCCAAUUCUUUAGACGAGCUCUACGGACCGAAGAGCCCCGCCUGCAGGCCCACGCACGGACGCUAUGCCAAAUGGCACAAGGGCGGCGCCACAAGCAGAGAUGGUGAUGAGGAUAAAAUGAUCUCGCCCUGUGAGGACGACGGAGCCGCCUAUGGCGCGUAUACACUGCCCUGCCGCCGGUCUCACUGUCUGUCAGAGGGACUGACCAAUCAUCAAGGAGUUAUGCAAGGGAGGCGGGCACAAACCAUACAGGAUGUCACGGUGGGAGAUGGCAGUGAUUAUGAGGACAGUGGUAUCGAUGGGCUGACUGGGGACAGCGAGGCGUCUCAGCACCACGCUCGACGCUAUAAGACCAUGUCUGCGUCUUUCUCCGCUUACUCCACGUCAGCAGGAGGCGCCUUCGCCGGGAGCGACAGUGGGAGCAGCAGCGGGGCUGGAGCGGGACCCUCAGAUGGCACACAGGGCGUCUAUGAGAACUUCCGUCAGGAGCUGGAGCAGAGCGUGAGUCCGGCGGAGGUUCCCGAGGAGAGAAGCUCAGCGUUCAGCGACGAGCAGAGCAGCGUGACGCUGAGCUCCGCUUACCACACCGACCCUCUGCUGAACGUGGCCGCCGUGCAGGGAACCGUGCGCAAAGCCGGACGCCUCGCCGUCAAAAACUUCCUGGCGCAUAAAAAGAACAAGAAGGUGGAGCUCGCGCCUCGCCGCAAGUGGAAGAGCUACUGGGUGUCCCUCAAAGGAUGCACUCUGUUUUUCUACGAGACGGAUGGCCGGUCAGGCAUUGAUCACAACAGCGUCCCUAAACAUGCCGUGUGGGCCGAGAACAGCAUCGUCCAAGCCGUCCCAGAACACCCCAAAAAAGAUUUCGUCUUCUGCCUGAGUAACUCGCUCGGAGACUCCUUCCUUUUUCAGAUUUUCCUGUGGGAGCAGAAUUUAGAGCAGUUCCACAUGGAUCUAUUCCGUUUCCGCUGUUACCUGUCCAGCCUGCAGGGCGGCGAGCUUCCCAACCCCAAACGCCUGCUGGCCUUCGCCUCCCGUCCCACCAAACUGGCCAUGGGCCGACUGGGCAUUUUUUCAGUCUCUUCCUUCCAUGCACUGGUGGCGGCUCGCACUGAGAGUGGCGUGAGGCGUAGGACACAGGCGAUGUCGCGCUCCACCAGCAAACGCAAGAGUCGCUUCUCCUCACUAUGGGGUCUGGACACCCACUCCAAGAGAAAGAGUAAAGGUCAUCCCAGCAUCAGCCAGGUUUUUGCAGAAGGAGAUGACCAAGUUAAAAGUCCUCUAGAAGGCAUGUUUGAGGGUUCUUCUUGUGAGACGAUGAAAGACACCAAGACCCCAGUGAAAGGUCUGCCAAGACCCAGCGCAGAUCAUGACAUCUGGUCCAGAGACCACCUCACUCCAUCAUGGGUGCUGCUGCCAAACGACCAGCCUGUGUUAGCCAUCAUCCAACCCGGAGAGUCGGCCCUCGACAUGCUGGAAACGAUCUGCAAGGCUCACCAACUGGACCCCACUAAACACUACGUGCGGCUUAAGUUCCUCAUUGAGAACCAAGUGCAGUUUUAUAUCCCCAAACCGGAGGAGGAUAUUUAUGAUCUGCUGUAUAAGGAAAUCGAGCUGUGCUGUAAGAUCAGGAAGGUCAUCCAGUUUGAUCGGGAUGAGUCCUGCAUGAUCGGCUAUGGGUUUUCUAUCUCUGUGGUGGAAGAGGACGGCGUACAGCAGCUCUAUAUCACUGACGUGAGAGCUGGAGGAUUAGCGUUCGCUAAAGGUCUGAACGCAGGAGAUGAGAUUCUGCAGCUGAACAGGAAGGACGCCCGCACUCUGACCUUCGCUGACAUGAAGGUGGCAUUCGCUCAGGUCUCUCUCUCUCUCACCGUCAACACACUGCCCCCUGUUGACCGCCGGCAGCUCUGCUUCCUGCCACCGAGGCGCUCGGAUGCUGUGGACAACGUCUACACGGACAUCUUCUCUCAGAGUCAGGAGGAGAUUCUUGACGAUGGAGUGGGUCUGAUUGUGGAGACUUCCGGAGACAGUUUAGACGACGACUUGGAGCUCUUCGCUGAGUUUGACGACUAUGGAAAGAGUACGGAGCAGGUCGCAGCUUUCUGCCGCAGUCUGCACGAGAUGAAUCCCUCAUCUGAGGUCGUCUCUUCCUCGUCCGGCCCGGAGUCUUCCUCACUUCCUCCGAGCAAUGCCACUCCACGCCAGCUCUCCGAUGCUGACAAACUCCGCAAAGUCAUCUGCGAACUGGUGGAGACGGAGCGCACCUACGUCAAAGAUCUGAACUGUUUGAUCGGGCGAUAUUUAACCCCGCUGCAGAAGGAGUCUUUCCUCACUCAGGAUGAGCUGGACGUGCUGUUCGGAAACCUCCCGGAGAUGCUGGAGUUUCAGGUGGAGUUUCUGAAGACUCUGGAAGACGGAACCCGGCUGGUGCCGGACCUGGAGAAACUGGAGCGAGUGGAAGAGUUCAAGAAAAUCCUCUUUUCUCUGGGCGGCUCGUUCCUGUAUUACGCCGACCGCUUCAAGAUCUACAGCGCUUUCUGUGCCAGCCACACCAAAGUGCCCAAAGUGCUUGUCAAAGCAAAAACAGACGCAGCCUUCAAGGCAUUUCUGGACGAGCGUAACCCCAAACAGCAGCAUUCAUCCACGCUGGAGUCGUACCUGAUCAAACCCAUCCAGAGAGUGCUGAAGUACCCUCUGCUCCUGAGAGAACUGCACUCGCUCACAGACCCCGACAGCGAGGAGCACUACCAUCUGAACGUUGCAAUGAAAGCCAUGAACACAGUGGCCAGUCACAUCAACGAGAUGCAGAAGAUCCACGAGGAGUUUGGAGCCGUCUUUGACCUCCUCAUCUCUGAACAGACUGGAGACAAGAAAGAGGUUGCUGACUUGUCUAUGGGAGAUUUACUCCUCCACACCAGCGUGACAUGGAUUAACCCGUCCUCCUCACUGGGAAAAUGCAAGAAAGAGCCACAGCUGGCCACAUUUGUGUUUAAAACCGCUGUCGUGUUCAUCUGUAAGGAUUACUCCAAGCAGAAGAAGAAAAUGGGUGGUUCUCAUAGAGCAUCUGUCUCAGGUGAAGAGAAAGAUCCGUUCCGUUUCCGCCACAUGAUCCCCACUGAUGCGCUUCAGGUGCGCACUCUGUCCAAUACAGAUGGAGAGAGUGCAGCUGUGUGUGAGAUCAUCCAUGUGAAGUCUGAAUCAGAGGGAAGACCAGAGAGAGUGUUUCAGCUCUGCUGCAGCUCUCCAGAGAGUAAGAAAGACUUCUUGAAGACAGUUCACUCCAUCCUGAGAGAUAAACAGCGCCGUCAGCUGUUGAAGACGGAAAGUCUUCCUCUCAGCCAGCAGUACGUUCCCUUUGGAGGAAAACGCCUGUGCGCCCUGAAAGGAGCCCGACCGGCCAUGAACAGAGCAGUAUCUGCCCCGACUCGCACUCUGGGCCGGAGGAAACUGGUGCGGAACCGCUUCACCAUCGACACAGACAUUGUUUUCGACACCGAGCCCGACAGCGACUCACCGGACUCCCAGCAUGCUCAGCAGCAGGGCGUCGUUCCGGCGGGUGACACCGACCGCUGGGUGGAGGAACAGUUCGACCUUCAGUGCUACGAGGAGCAGGAACAGGAUGUGAAGGAAACAGACAUCCUGAGCGAUGAUGACGAGUUCUGCCAGUCCGCUCUGAGCCCGUCCACCGAGCCGGACGUGGAGGGACCGCUUUCCGCCCUCUCGCUGGAGGGAGACACGGCUGAGGAGGAGGAAGAGGAGGAAGAGGAGAGCAAGAAGGACUACAAAUCACAGCAUGCCAAGCUGUCUCAUUUAGGGAAGCAGUGUGCCAUGUCAGUCGCCAGUGUGGAUGAGCAGGUGCCCGAUGAGGACAUCUGGGUGCGACGGGACAGCAGCACAGAGAACGAGGCACAGGACGAAACCCAGAGCUGAAACACAUCAGGAGACGGACACAAUUAAAGGAGUAGUUCACCCAAAAAUGAAAAUUUGCUGAAAGUUUACUCACCCA
Molecule: messenger RNA, 5001 nt
Organism: Sinocyclocheilus grahami
Lineage: Eukaryota; Metazoa; Chordata; Actinopteri; Cypriniformes; Cyprinidae
Product: T-lymphoma invasion and metastasis-inducing protein 1-like
Exons: 27
Coding region: 384-4925 (1513 amino acids)
Biological process (GO): activation of GTPase activity; small GTPase-mediated signal transduction
Cellular component (GO): plasma membrane; cytosol
Molecular function (GO): protein binding; guanyl-nucleotide exchange factor activity
Source: RefSeq, a predicted model, not a curated record